CUGUGGUUUACUAGCUGUACGGUACUACCUGGGGAACGAGCAAUCGAGUACCUCUGUGUUUUGUAACAAACGUUUCCAAAAUCCGUAGUAUAGGAAUGGCCAGUCGUUCUGAAGUUUUACAAAUAAUAAUUGAUACGUUGGAAGUAGUUUUGACUCAGUUACAAGAUGAUGCCACACCAUCAAGAAGAGCAGACAAUUUCAGUAAAGAAGAAUUCUGGACUUGUUUAAGUGGAACAGGAAAAAUGGUUUCCCAGGAAUGUACAAAGCUCUGUGUGGCCUUUAGUCAGCCCCCUUUGCCUUCAGUACCAGAAACUCAGAGCCUUGUGAACAGCCUGGAAUCAUCAUGUAUUGCUCUGUUAUCAGCAUUUCAUGGCCUGCCAAAAAGCCAAGGGUUGACGUUGCACAAAGAUCUGCGUCUUUGUGUUUUGAAUAUACUGAAGGCAGUUCGAGACCUCUGUGUUGAGGCUAAAAAUGAAAGUGGUCAGCAGUUACCAUCAGUAGGAAAUGUGUGGGAGAAGUGCAAUGGUCUUCAGAAUGCACCUAAAGAUAAUAAGACCUCUGUGCUAACAGUCUUUAAGGAUCAAAUCACUAUGGUUCAGGAUGCACUUGAUGAAUUUCAAGAGAGCAUGGAACAAGAGGACAAUCUAUAUCCUGAUUUAACAGAUAUACCUCUACGAAAUGGUUUCCAAAUACCAGAUCAAACAGGGUGGCGUGAAGAAGACCGACAGCUCUUGCCAGCAUUCUUAGGCCUACUAAAAGCAAGCAAAGCUUGCAUCAAGAAAACUAAAAGUAUUAUUGCAACUCGGGGUCAGUGUGACAGAGAACAGGAUAACAACCAGUUGGACUCACUGGCAUCAAUUGUUCAAACUCUGAGUUCUCAUGUUGAUGAUUUUGUUUUAUCUACUUACCCCCCAGUUGUACACAGCAAUGUAAGACAACAGGCUACUGUACUUGCUGAUGGACUCAAGGAGCUAAUUAAUACAGCAAAUUCUUCCCAUCUCUGUGAGGGAGACCAUUCAUGGACAGAAUUCUUACUUCGUGCUAUUAACCAUAACUAUCAAAAAAUUAUAGAACUAUUAUCACAAAAUUAAUUUUAUUACUGCAUGUUGUUUUUGUUAUCUAAAAAUAUAUUUUUUUAAUGAAAUAUUUGAGUUUGAUAAUACUGAAAACGAAGAAAGUAUAAGAUGAAAUGUAAGACUUAUUUGGUUGGGUCCAAGACAAUGAUCUGUUCACUACAUGUGACCACAGGCAACAGAUGUUCUUCAAAGUUAAAAGAAUGAUCAAUAAAGUGGAUUACUGUCAUUGUUGGUAAUAACACUUGCAAUGUUCAGCAAGUCUAAUCAAUCCCCAUGAACUGUAUUUUGUACAUUACUUUCGAUAUUAUUUACAGAGUAUCUCCUGUGCUUCCUUAUGUUUUCUUGUUCCAUUUGAUUUAGUUGUAGGAAAAUACGUUGAGUACAGUCAUGUUUAACAAUAAAAAGAGCAGUUGGGUAUGGUGUAAGAAAAGAAAACUUAGGUAACCUACUGUAAAUUUGGGAUCUGUAUUAGUAGCACAUAUGGAUAUUAAUUUAGGCAAUUGUGUAUGGUAGUUUACCUUAAGUCAUGGUUACUGUACUAGUUAGUGUCUCUAGGGGUGCUAAGAAAUUAUGCAUUAAAUGAGUGAACGAAUGUGUCAAGCUUUCAGUCAAUACCAUGUAUUUUUUUUUUGUAAACAAAUGUAUUACUGCUAAAGAUAGAGUGAUGGAGAAAUUUAUUGUAGUACCCAGUUUUACACAGUUUGGAAUUAUUGCCUGUUAUAAAGCACUAAUACACGCAGGUGAAAAUGUUUCUUGGAUGGUGCAACCCUAAUUAUUACAUCAGCAAUUUCUUGGCUGUAAAUAAAGGUUCUUACUUUAAGUCA
Molecule: messenger RNA, 1900 nt
Organism: Limulus polyphemus (Atlantic horseshoe crab)
Lineage: Eukaryota; Metazoa; Arthropoda; Merostomata; Xiphosura; Limulidae
Product: cyclin-D1-binding protein 1 homolog
Exons: 9
Coding region: 96-1091 (331 amino acids)
Biological process (GO): regulation of cell cycle
Cellular component (GO): nucleus
Source: RefSeq, a predicted model, not a curated record